AUGUCGAGAGGCCAGGCGGGAGCUCAAGACACGGACGUGCGCUGCCGCGACCCCUUCAACCGCACGCACCUCUCCGACGUGGACUGCGAGCGCGCGCGCGCCGUCGCCGGCUACGGGGACCGCGCCUACUGCCAGAAGACCGUCACCUCCAUCAACGGCGGCGAGCAGAAGGUGCUGCGCAAGUGCGUGUUCUCGCGGGAGGCGCUGGACGGGCGGUGCUUCGACCAGCCGCAGAGCAGCGACUUCCUCACCGUGGGAAGGCACUGCUCCACCUGCGAGACGACGCCAGACGGCUGCAACGCCGCCGGGCCCGCCCGACGGCCGCGCUGCUCCGCCGCCAGACCGCCCCUCGCGCUUCGGCGGCGGCGGCUGGCCGCCGCGCGCCUCUCCGCUGAAACGCCCCUGCCGACUCCCCUCCCACCCAGCCAACCCACCACCAACCCCCUUCUCUCGCGCUUGUAGAGCUCCCUCUCGCUCCCACACCUCACCUCGGCGGUUUCAUCCUGAACGUAAUACGUUGAAUGGCCAGAUUUAUUUUUGUUGUCAACGACCAAGCCUAAAACUUUUUAUCCUACCCUUCCGGAGUCUGUUUUGUACUGAUCUCAACAAAAUGAAUAAUUAGAAACUUGUUUCGUAUUGUUACUUAUCAAAAUUGAUGCAUUGGUAAUGUACCGGGCGAGAGCGCUAGAGAUAUUUGAACUAAACACCGCUUCCAAAUAUUCGUAUUUUUGUACAGUCUUUUUUAAAAUAUUCAACGACAAUAAUUGUUUCACAACGAUACCUGGCAGGAACUGUUUAUCUUCUUAUUUCUGUCACAAUAUGUUUCAUUUAGAAAGGUAGUAUGUAGGAAAUGUUCACUUCCUGUCAAAUGUUCAUAUGUUUUAAAAUAAUAGAAAUAUUGAAAGAACGGAGCAUGCACAAAGGAAUGAUGUAGUGACAUUCAGAAUUUGCAUUGCAUUUAUGAGGUUCAACUGCGUAGAUAAUUAAGGUGCGCAAUUGCAGAUCCAAUGUGGCACAAUGAAACUAUGAGAGCAUUCGUCUGCAGAAUAUAUUUACUUAGCAUAGUUUUGUAUUGCAGUUGAAAUUUUAUUCGAAUUAUUAUAUUUGAAUAUAUUAAAACAAUUUCCUUGUCAACUAAUGAAUAUUUAACUCAAAUAAUGCUUUAUUUAAAUUAUAAUUAUUAUCUAUUUUUGAGAUAAUUUGCUCCCUGGUGACUUUCACUCUGGAUUCGCUAUUGUGCGAUCGCAAACUUGUUGUAUGUAAAAUAAGACGUGAUAAUUCAGGAUCGUUAAUGAAUAGUUACUUCGUAAAAUUUGAGCGAGUUAUUUACGAACCAAAAUGAAGAGGUGCCUGGAAUCUUCUGGAUACAAAUCUCCCUCAGUUUCUUUCUGAUUUGUUGUUGUAGAUACUAUGUAAAAAUCUGUGAGUUGUAAAAAAUGAUAUAUUUUUAUCUUAUAUUAAAAUUAACCAUCUUAUUAAUUUUAAGAAUUGGGACAGUUUAACAUAAUAUAGAGGUGUUUGAAAAGACGUUGCAAUAAGUUUGUACCACGUAUUGUGUAAAGUUGUUUAAGAAUGUUCUCGAAAGAAAUUCAUAUAUAAAAACAAUUUGCUUGUAAAAGAACAAUAGAAAAGGUGCCAGUAAUUAGUAAUAUCAAAUUCAGCAUUACGUAAUAUAAAGGUCAAUCAAUUAAUAAUAAAUUCUGGUUCUGGGCACCAACAACUAAUACAUCUCAAUAAAUUAUUUUUUUUGGUUAAAAUAUGUCAAGAUGGAAAAAGUGUAGAGCAGCUGUGAUGUUUUAAGCAAUGUUUAACUGUUCUUUGCCUCUUGGGAAGUCGCAAUGUAACGAAUCAGCCUAUUAAAGGAAUCUGAACGAGUUUUAGUUUUACUGGAAGACAAAAACUAAUUUAUGUUAAAGAUUAAUAGUAAUAUUUUCUAUUCACGAUCUAGAUUUCACUUUUAAGUUUUAUCUGUAAGCCAAUGAAGGAAUAUCACGUGUGUAGAGUAUACGCCAAUAAAUAGCUGUUUCAUUUUCUUUGUAAAAUCCCAAGGUAAAAUGUACGAUCAAAGCUGCCUUACACAACAGCGUGAGAAUUAUGUUUUCUCUUUUACGCAGUUUCCAUUAGAUCUUUCUCACGAAGCCUAACAAUCUGUGACCUCAAACGAAUGCUGAAGCAACCCUCAGUUGCAACAUUCAAUAGGAGAUAUUUAAGGAGAUAUUAGGAAACGGGCAGUAGCCUUUGGAUAUUCAUUAGUACAGGUGGCUUUUUUGUCACUUUUGUCACAUUUUUAUUGUGUAUGUCCGUCCAUACGUGUAGUUAGAGAAACAAUCCUUCUUGCCAAAGCAAGAACUAGUCUGUUUCCGUGUUAGUCCUGUGAAAUUUUGUACAUAACAAUUUUUUAACAAUUUCCCCUUUUGUGUACAUUGCCUGCAGAGUUAUAUUUGUAACAUAUUUUGUGUAAAGAACAACAGAAACAUCUGUAUCUCCAGCUUCAAUAAAAAUUUACUAAAACAUG
This is a messenger RNA of Gryllus bimaculatus (two-spotted cricket), 2515 nucleotides long. Lineage: Eukaryota; Metazoa; Arthropoda; Insecta; Orthoptera; Gryllidae. The record is from the annotation of a GenBank genome assembly.